CCUCUGUAGCACCCGGCGGAGAGAGGCAUGUCCCUGCGUGUUCCUGCCGGAGGUCGAGCCUCAUAGAGCCAGAACAGAGAGAGACACCAGGUCUGUACGUGGAUCUUGACGCAGCAGCUGAGCUCUGCGUGGACUCUCAUCGACCCACCGAUAACUCUGAUGGAUCACUGAUCUGGAUCUGCGUGUUUCUACGUGGGGACUUGUUGUCGGUGUAUUUCUGCGUGUUUCCCGGUGUAUCGGAGUUGCUCUGCGGUCAUGGGUUUCUACGGCACCCUGAAGCUCAUCUUCUACAAGAUGAAGAGGAAGCUGGAUCACGGUCCAGAUGGCCGGCCGUUCCCCUCAGGAAAGAAACACUGCAAAGGGAACGGGUACCUCAGCCCUUCCUGUCUGGCUCAGGCCACGCCUACAACAUUUGGGGACCUGCGGCUAGCCAAUGGGCAUUCAGCUCAGAGGCGACGCGUGAACUCAGGCCCCCCUCCUUCUGGGCUGCAGGACUGGCUUCUUACCUUUCAGACGUGGAGCGGCCCAGAGAGGCUCCUGGCUCUGGAUGAGCUGAUUGACCGGUGCGAGACCAGCCAGGUGAAGCACAUGAUGCAGGUCAUCGAGCCUCAGUUCCAGAGAGACUUCAUAUCUCUGCUCCCCAAAGAGCUCGCUCUGUACGUGCUCACCUUCCUCGCUCCGAAAGACCUGCUGGAGGCCGCACAGACCUGCAGGUAUUGGAGGAUCCUGGCCGAGGAUAACCUGCUGUGGAGGGAGAAAUGCCGUGAGGAAGGUAUAUCAGACAGUGUGUCAUAUCGUCGUAGAGAGUGUGUGCAGCCUGGCGCUUCUUUCAGCCCGUGGAAAUCUGCCUACAUAAGACAGCAUCGCAUAGAGACCAACUGGAGGAAGGGGGACACGAGGGAACCAAUGGUGCUAAAAGGUCACGAUGAUCAUGUGAUCACCUGCCUUCAGUUCAGCGGCGACCUGAUUGUCAGCGGCUCAGAUGACAACACGCUCAAAGUGUGGUCUGCCGUCACUGGAAAGUGUCUGCGCACCUUGACGGGUCACACUGGAGGUGUGUGGUGCAGCCAGAUGGCCGGCGCCACGGUGAUCAGCGGCUCCACCGACCGGACGCUGCGGAUCUGGGACGCCGAGAGCGGGGAGUGCGUACACGCUCUGUACGGGCACACGUCCACCGUGCGAUGCAUGCACCUGCACGGCAACAGGGUGGUGUCGGGCUCCCGGGACACAACGCUGCGCGUGUGGGAUGUUUCGACGGGCAGCUGUGAGCACGUGCUGACGGGCCACGUGGCGGCAGUCCGCUGCGUCCAGUACGACGGGCGCCGCGUGGUGUCGGGCGGCUAUGACUACAUGGUGAAGGUGUGGGACCCAGAGACGGAGGUGUGCCUGCACACCCUCCAGGGACACACCAACAGAGUGUACUCUCUGCAGUUUGAUGGCGUCUUUGUGGUGAGCGGCUCAUUGGACACUUCAAUCAGAGUCUGGGAUGUGGAGACAGGUGGAUGUGUCCACACGCUGACUGGCCACCAGUCGCUGACGAGCGGGAUGGAGCUGCGGGACAACAUCCUGGUGUCCGGGAACGCAGACUCCACUGUACGAGUGUGGGACAUCCGGACAGGACAGUGUCUUCACACGUUGCAGGGUCCCAAUAAGCACCAGUCUGCAGUGACGUGCCUGCAGUUCUGCAGAGGCCUGGUUCUGUCCAGCUCCGAUGACGGGACCGUCAAGCUGUGGGACCUGCGGACCGGAGCCUGGCUACGGGACGUGGUGGCGCUGCAGAGCCGGGGAUCAGGUCAGGAUCUCACAGCAGAGUGUCACAACCAACACUAUUCACAUAUAGGAGCUGGUGGCGUGGUUUGGCGAAUCAGAGCGUCCGACACCCGGCUGGUGUGUGCUGCAGGAAGCCGGAACGGCACCGAGGAGACCAAGCUGCUCCUGUUGGACUUUGACCUGGAUGACAUGAAGAAGGACAUGGAUAUGAAAUGAGAGAGAAAAUGAAAAUCCAGACUGGAACGGUUUUAUUUUUAAUGGCGAAGCUACAGACUUUUUGUUGUUGUUGUUGUUGUUGACCAAAGUCCUGACUGAACCAAUCAGUCAUCUGUGAAUGUUUCAACACGACCUGAUUGGCUGACAGAGACGUAUGGAGGAAAUACUUGCUGCUUGAUGAUAAAUCAAAAAGUGACUGAAGCAACGUGUGCCACUCAGAAUAAUGUAAAUAUAUUAUAUAUGAAAGUUUGACAAACAGACUGAUUUAUCUCAGUAAGAUGGCGAAGUUUUGAAUGUAGCCGUUGGAUGAGGAAUGAGGGCAUUCGCUCCUUUUUUUUGCUGCUGUAACAACGAAGAGGUGAAGAUGCAGUUUAACCAAAUCCACCAAACCACAACAGCCAGACAGAUGCAGGCGAUGGAGGCGAGUGAUUUUCCCGCCCAUAUUCAGUCAGCGUUGUUUCUAAACCGGUGUAAUAUCCGCCAGGUCGCUCUCCAACGCUGACUGUACUGGGCGUGUCGUGUUCCAGCCCUCUGCAGGACUGUUACGAGUCUGGAAAACAAGCUGCUGGAGCCAGACAUGCUGGGAAUGUUGUUUCCCCAUCAUGCAAAGAGGGAGAACUAACCCUAAAAACCACAACCAGAGCCUCACAUCUGCAACAGCUGGAGAGCUUAAAACAUUUGUCAGAAAUAAUGUAGGGAAAUGAAACUGAGUUGCUGCAGUUUGGCACAUUAAGCUAAUCCCUCAGCUCAUCUGUUGCUGCUAAAAACAGAAGGGAAGGAAGAAAACAGAACAAGGUCCAAUUGGGUCCAAAGAAGGGUCUCUGUUAAGGAAGGAUUUUCCCUCUUCCUCAUGAUUAACAGUUACUCGUCAGGAGGUUGGUUACUAUUAUUAUUCUGCCGUUUUAUUCCACCCUUUUUAUACUUUUUAUUUAGUUUUUAAUUCCUCCAAAAGUGAUUAGCUCGGUCAGUAAAAAGUUCUGGCAGAGAUAAGUUAUACUUUGUCUCUGAGGUUCGCAAAAAACUGCAAAACAUUUCUCAAAGACAGAAACUGAGAUUUUGAAAGAUUCCAGGUCCAUUUUAUUUACAUUUAAAACCAAGUUUCCCCGAGGUGCUGUGGAAAUCUAAGAUAAAUAGAAGACAUUCAACAAAUACUGAAACAUUAAAGCCAUUAAAGAAGCAUGUAAAGAGUAAGAAAAUCCACCCUUAAUAAGCCGUACAGUACAAACAUCAUUCAACAUGGAGACGUGACAGAAAGCUGGACUCUUCUAUGAAUUUGUAUACCUUUUAUUGUUUUUAAACAGUCACACUUUAAGCUAAAUGCUUUUUUAUGUCUUUAUGAUAGAAUGUUUAUCUUGGAGUUUGAUAAUGUCUCACUCUAACCUUUGACCCUGUAUAAUAUUCAGAAACUUUUGGAUUAACGCUGAUCUCAUGCCUAUAGUUUCACGUAUUCGGUCCUUACGUUAAGAUGCAGGUAUUUUUGUCCUCUUUCGCCCUGUGUGUCUCCCACUGCUGUAGGAUUUACAGCUUUCCUACCUCAGAGUGCUGAGUGUUAAACUCCAAUUCACUCCUGCUAUUUUCAUCUCUAAAUGUUUAUCUUAAGAACUGGAGAAUGGCUUGGAUAUUAAAAAAAGAAAUGGCAGACAUAAAAUUUCCAAGAUAGACCUCUAAAAGCUUCUCCCAGUCACAGCUGAAGAACAUGAUAUGAUUCAUAGACACUAAGCAUUAUUAUUUUUUAUUUACCUUUUUAAAAGUGUUUUUUUUUUUUCUCGUUCUCUGAGGUCCAGUCUCUUUUUCUUCGGAGGUGAGGAAAAUGACGCAGAAAUGUUCACGUUACGUUUUUAACGAGACUUCUGUAAAUGUUACAGAAUGGAGGCGAAGUGCUUCUUUUAUCAUCUCCUUUAGAACAGGGAACAAUAAAAACGUAAUUAUUGCGAAGAAAAAAGCCAUUAUUGUACCUCAAAAUUCCCUUCAGCAGGAACAUUCAAAUUGCAGCUGAUUUGCUUCACUCAGCCUUAUAAACGUUGGAUUUAAAUGUAAUGAAUCUAAAGGCAGAAGAAACCGAGAACAGAUGAUAAAAUCAAUGCAUUUAUCACCUUGUGCCUUUUUCUUACCUUAAUAGCCACUAAACAGGAGACAGAAGCAGAUGGUCUUUCCUGAUGUUCUGCUUUUAUAUCUGCUGCUUUGGUUUGAAGCAGCUACACAUAAUUCAGAUUUUGUUUUCUUUUUUAAAAGCGCCAAAUAUUGCUUAAUUUCCAAGACUGAUAAAAUAAUUAUUUAAUAUUUAACAAUAUUGUUUCAAUCGCACUUGUUUGAAGGAAACCAUAAAUGAGUUCAGGGAACUUUAAUUUGUUCUGUCAGUAAUGACGCUUUUUUGUGUAAUUAUUUAUGCAUUUGCACCGCUGAACCCUAAUUAGGUCUGUCUUUACGUUCAUCCCUUAAUUACAGGCUUAAUCCAAGUAAAAAAGGUUUAAAUUUAAUCUCCUGAACCCCAGAGACCUGCCUUGUGUGAAACGUUUAGCCACAUUUUGACCAUAAAAAGAUGUAAAAAGCAGAUAUCAGCAGGUAUUCUAACAUUGGAUUAAUUAUGUACAUGCAGGUUUUUGAAUAAAUCCUCAUGGCUUCACUUUUCCAUUUUCUCAGUGAGGACGCUGAGGAGAAAACGGGUUGAGAAAGGCUGAAUCUUUUUAACAUCCCUAAUUGAAGUCUUAGAAUUAAUUUCUGUUGUGAGUUUUAUGUGAAACACUCUCCUUCCUGUUAAUGAUCAUGUUUGGCCUCGGUUAUUGAAACACAUAAAAAAGGAUAAAUAAUUUAAAUCAGUUCCUGGCUGCAGACAUUUAUUCAAUAAGCCGCUGUUGCCAGGCAACUCUUCCAGCCAGUAGGCAGAGUUUGGAGCAGAUCUUCCCCCAGCAACAAGUGGUAUUUCAGGCAGGAGGGUUGACCUUUUGCAGGUGUGAGGCUCUUUGUUGAUAGUAUUCUGUGAAAUAGUGUAAGUAAAGAGAGGAUGUACAUAAUGAACUUUUUAUAAUUAUAAAAAACUGAGAAAAUAUUGUCCUGGUUGAAUGAAAAAAAGAACUGGAUGAAUGAAAAUGAAUCAAUAAACAUGAGUUUUAUAAAA
This is a messenger RNA of Girardinichthys multiradiatus, 5101 nucleotides long. Its product is annotated as F-box/WD repeat-containing protein 7-like. The record is from RefSeq and is a predicted model, not a curated record. The transcript is spliced from 13 exons. Lineage: Eukaryota; Metazoa; Chordata; Actinopteri; Cyprinodontiformes; Goodeidae. Gene Ontology annotation, cellular component: cytoplasm; nucleus. Gene Ontology annotation, biological process: ubiquitin recycling; proteasome-mediated ubiquitin-dependent protein catabolic process. Gene Ontology annotation, molecular function: ubiquitin binding. Bases 256 to 1986 code for a protein of 576 amino acids.